GAGGUAACUCAGUCAGUAUUAGAAUAAUUGCAUUUCUCUAUAUCUUUUUUCUUUUUAGGGGGCCUAAGUAAGUACAACAAAAUGAUACUUCAGCGAGCUUCGUGGAGGUUCUUUCAUUAACAUGAAGCUGUUCGUCUUAGUGGCCACAGCUUCUUCCAGUGCAAUUUGCACGACAAAACCCUCCCCGGAGGACCACCAUUUGAUUAAGACUAGACGCUGGUUACAAUGAGUAUCUAUAUUUCUCAUACUGGUGGAACUCGAAAUAAGACACUUUUGAUAGUAAAUGAGAGAACAACAAUACAGUUACAGACCUGCACAGACUAGCAAGGAUGAGGACGAUCUUUUUUUUCGGACUUCACAGGCUGUCCCAGGUGCAGUGCGCAUUUCUGCUCUGUCGAGGAAUACCUGAGUGUCCACCCGUAGGUACGACUGGCAGUUCUCUUUCCUCAACGACAACGGGAAGACCGGAUCUGUGCCUGUCAUUCGUAAGGAAAAUCUCAUUGAGAGAUCAUCUGGGCGAGAAGAAUAGCAGGUGGAGCAAGCACGAUGUGAGGCCUCAACCUCAACAAGUAGAUGCAGAUUAUGCCAAAAUAAUGAAAAGUUUCGGUCCUUCAGAAACUACUGAGCCCACUUUCGUUCCAACCCUCCUCAGUCAGGAAUUCACUGAUUACGAGAUGCACGAAACGGAGCAACCUGCUUGCGAAAAGAAAGAGCAAGUCGAGGAGUGCCAGGAUAGAUAUUUGACGCAACCAAAAAAUUGGUCUGUACCACCUGUGAUGAAGAUCCAUGGAGAUGAUGAAGGUAAACCUGUUUGUUCAGAAAGCUCAGUCAUGACCGAAAAACUAGCUGAAGUUUCUUCGAGUAUUGUUCAUCAGAUGAAAGUUGACGCGGUUGACGCACGAAGCCGCCAAACCCAACAUGAGCAUGAUGAUGGCGCCGAAGCUAGUCCACUAGGGUCCUUCUUAUCGACAGGGGCGCUGGGCGAGGUUGUUUUCAGCUUCUUGUUUCCGCAGGAUCGAGAGCAGAUGAUGGCUGCCGCGAGAACGGGGGACGCGAUAGAGAUGCGAGUUUGGAGUGCAAGGCAGGACAGAGAGCAAGGCGUCAACAGCGUUGCAGAGGUAAGAACAAGUAAAAAAAUCUGCACCUAGAUGAGAACCUGUCGUGUUACUUCUACGUUUAGUCUUGUGCAGUUGCAGAAGCAGAGGAAAUGUUGAGGUAAUCUAACAAAUUUGUAGUCGUAGUAUUGACAUUGAGUAUUAGAAGCUGCUGUCGUUGCUGUAUAGAAUUUGCAAACUGCUUGCUUGCAUGUCGGACGCAGGCAGAUGUGUCAGAAUCUUGUGAAGCGAAGCCAUUUUAUUAUUACGGAACUGCAGGCAAACAUGUCUCCUGAUAAUAUAUAAGUGGUUUUCUUCAACAUCGUGUUAUACUUAUUUUAUGUAGGAGCACUUCUUUCACAUACUAUAAUAUUCUGGCGUCACCAACACCAUCACUGCUACAGUUUUUCUUGCGUCCUCUAGCUGCGCAUGUCGCGAUGGUUGCUCGGGAUCCCACUGGGGUGUUUAUGGAUGCUACCGCCGCGACCACGGAUGGUCCUCGUCCAAAUGCGCCUUCUAUUCUCCUUGGCGGGCCUCCUUUUGGCAACAGGAGAGCCAUUGUCACAGCGGACAAAUUGCGGUUAGAACAAGAGAACGAACGAGAUCGUGCUGAGCAGCUACAGCGUAUACUACCGAGAUACUUUGCGCGCGCUGGCAUUCCUUCUGGCGUAGUCGACAACAUGCACUGGAAGAUGGCAAGUAGGGAGGCGAUGCCCGAGUCACUUGUUCCCACGAAUUUGCGUUCAAUGCUUGCUCCUACCGCUGCUCAGGGAAAUCAUGAUGGUGCAUCGCCAUCGCCUGAGACUUCUACCGAAGACGAUGAUGUGGACGUUGGAGAUACAAAGAAGUCGUGCGGCACUAUGCAGGAUGUUGUUCGUCCAUCAUCGCCUCUUCGUGGAAGUAUUGUUCUUCAUGAUGAGAUCGAGGACCAGCCUAUGCGGCAGAUUUCUUGUUGUCCAUCGUUGGUACAUCGUAGGAGUACUGCGAUCACCAGAUCUUCAAAGAUUUCUUCGAAAAAAAGAGGGCAGUCAUCUGUAAUACUGCAGGAGCGUGAAAAAAGAGCUAGCCCCAGUGCCAGUACAUCUUCAGAUAAUGAAGAUAUUCUCAUGGAGGAAUGUUACGAAUGCGACUGCACUAAAAGUGGUUCCAAGAACCAUAACUCAGACCGAAAGGUGGGUCGUGGAAAGCGAAACAAGGUAAACCUGCCAAAUCCUGCUGCAGUGGCGCCUAGAACUAGGAGCCUCUCCGACGUCGAAGAGAGGCACCGCCUCGCGCUGAUAGUGUAUCAGAAUUGGCUCAAGGGUAAAAGAAAGCGAUGGGAAGAACCACGAUUCAACGACAGACUGAAAUUAAUUAGUCACGUCCUGCCAGAGUUGUUGAUCAAGCUAGAACACGGUGCCCAGCGCCUGCACUAUGCCCGCGACCGUGAGAGAGCCUCGACGAGGCCUCUGACUCUGUCAAUUUUCGAUAUCAGUACGGCACAGGCAUCAAGAAUCCUGCGCCAAGAGCAUCUAGCUGGACGAGAACAUACAUCGCAGCUCGUGAGACAGCGGAGUGACCGCAGCACAGGUGCAACUGAAAGGAGAGCGCUCCAGGCAGGGACUUCUGAGCACAAGAGCCGAAAGCGGUCGGCGCACGAUAUCGAGGCUUCAUCGGCCGGUGGCUCAUCUGCUUCGCAUUGUCAGGCGCGGCCCAUGUCCGUAUCGUUCGCUACACCAUCGUGUGCCCCAGCAGGACGUGCAGAUCAGAGACACGGAACGAGAGGCAGGAAAAAUGCAGCGAGCACAGCAUCCAACAAAUGCGCGAAAGCUGCUCCUGCUCGCGGGACACAACAUUUCAAGUUCAGUUCAGCGCUGAAAACCCCUUCCGCGCCCGCGCUAGCAAAAGUGCUUGUUCGAUCUCCCACCUGGGAAGUAGCGGUAUUCCGUAGCUCCUUCUCGCCUGCUUUUCCUACAGCGAAAAGAUGCAGCAAUUACAUGCAACAUUUCGGCCUCUCAUCUGUUGCACAUGAUGUCAACAAUUCUUCUUUUCUUGCACGAGGACAAUACGACUGCUGCAGCCUCAACAACGAGACUUCAAGUGACUUUUGGCAAGCACCAGUGUCCGAUCUUAGCGGAGCUCGUGAGCAUGAGAGGAGUAGAGUAUCAACGACCGCGUGGACCAGCCUAGGAGUUUUGGGGAUCAGCGAUAUCAAUCUAAAUCCGCGAGGCCCUAUCAGACUCUCUUCACCAAGAUUCCAUCGCUCACACUUCGUGCGACUUGUCGACUCCCACUACCACGGCCCACCGAAAAGUGGCGAAAAAAUUGUUGCCAGCGACGAAGCGAUGGUUCUCUAUACUCUGGAUAUGAUUGAAGACCCUGCUGAUCCCACUGCUCGUUCUGCAAGAAGAAGUCAUUUCUCUUGGCCUUUUGCAGGCGCAAAGACGGACGAGACCGCUCACGAUUAUCCCUCUUGGAUACCGCAGGUACAGACAAUCGAAUUCAAAUUUUCAAGAAGACAAGGCUAUAGAGCCGACAUCACUGCGGAGGAUGAAGUCACGCGCCAAGCUUUCAGCCGUUUACAACCCACAGAUUUAUACGUUGUUUUUCGCAGACAAACCAAUAGGGUAAAGUCCUCCAGGAAUCAAAAAAAUGACCUUGCCCUUGGGCGCGCAUGCUAAUAGCGCAACGUCCUCAAAGUCAAAGUCAAAUUACUUACUUUCUUGAACAACACGCCUGCACGUCGGGUACCGCCGUGCGGGUCUCUCAGCUAUACGACUGCUAGUGUACCCGAAUUUCGUUGUUGUAAAUCUCCGACGCCCGCACUGCAACUGGUACUAGUUUCUUAAAGAAGAUACGACCUUCUAAUCCAUUGGUCCUCAAACUGACAUUGGUUACCGAUACUUUCAAAUCUAAAGACUUGUUGUGUCGUCCUGCUUGAGCAGAGAUAGUCGUGUCUGAUAAACAUGCCUCGGAGAGUCGCCUCUUGGAACAAUUCUGCAACAAACUAUAAACGCAAGAAGAGCUAAGGCGUUGAUGAAUUUUUCUACCUCGCCUUAUUUUACUUCUUGUUGUACGUGAUGUAUGUUGUGGAUCUGAGAAGUUAGUUGCUUAUUUGUUUUUCUUUCCAGUACUCGAAGUAAUGACCAUCACGUGGAUGUUCCGAAGUACUUCGAGUAGAUGAUGGAAAAUUACAAUUAGUAGGCAUGACCAAGGAGAGGG
Molecule: messenger RNA, 4295 nt
Organism: Amoebophrya sp. A25
Lineage: Eukaryota; Dinophyceae; Syndiniales; Amoebophryaceae
Source: the annotation of a GenBank genome assembly